Molecule: messenger RNA, 3805 nt
Organism: Rhineura floridana
Lineage: Eukaryota; Metazoa; Chordata; Lepidosauria; Squamata; Rhineuridae
Gene: ANKDD1A
Product: ankyrin repeat and death domain containing 1A
Exons: 15
Coding region: 336-1862 (508 amino acids)
Biological process (GO): protein localization to ciliary inversin compartment; signal transduction
Cellular component (GO): ciliary inversin compartment
Molecular function (GO): protein binding
Source: RefSeq, a predicted model, not a curated record
GGAGCCCAGCUCCCAGCCGGCUUCCGCGCAAUGUCUAUUUUAAGCAGAUUUCCCACAAGCCCCGCGAGGAGGAAGAGAGGGGAGGAAAAGGGAAUGAAAGAGCAGCCGAGGCAGAAGAUGCCGCGGGUGGUGGAGUAAAUCGGCACCAUCUUACCAGGCACCGCCCGCCUGGCUGGCUGGCUGGCCCGGGUUUGCUGCGGCGCGGGGCGGAGAACUCGCUGCCUGCCUGGGAUUAAAGGGAUGCGCGUUCGAAUCCCGGCACCUGGCCAAGGGAGAGCGAGGGGCAGGCCGGGCUGCAGCGGGAAUGCCCCGGCAGUGAGGAGGCUGCAGGGGGCAUGGAGGACGACUUGGCUUCCGAGGACGACACUCUGCUUCUUUCGGAGAAAGAGUUUCAUGAUGCAGCCAGACAAAAUAACACAGGACGGAUGGAACAGCUGAUCAAGAGGGGAGUGGACGUCAAAGCCAAGAAUAAUAUAGACAGGACAGCUCUCCACUGGGCUGCAGGAGCUGGUCACGAGCAGGCAGUUCGCCUUCUCUUGGAGCACGACGCCUCCGUGAACGACAACGACAGCUUUGGGAUGAACGCCCUCCUCCUGUCGGCUUGGUUCGGCCACUUGCGUGUCCUUCAGAUCCUCGUCAAUGCUGGUGCCAAUAUCACCUGUGCAAACAAGAAUGAUCAUAACUUGCUGCAUUGUGCAGCCCAAAGAGGUCAUAUCAAGGUCAUCGAGUUCAUCAUGGAAGACCUCGAGGACAUGCGGCUGGAUAGGAAAGAUAAGGUGGACAGAACUGCAUUGCAUCUGGCUGCAGAAAAUGGGCAACUGGAGGUAGUGGAGUUCUUGAUUCGCUCAGGUUGUGCCCACAGCAUCAAAGACAAGGAGAAGAACACGGCGCUCCAUUUAGCUGCCAAGAAUGGUCAUGCAGAGGUACUGCAGAAGCUCUUAGAAGUAGAAAUGAGCCUCGAUGAGAAGAACGUGGAAGGCUUGAGUGCCUUGCACUUGGCUGCUGAAGGUGGAUAUCACAAUUGUGUGAAGCUACUUCUGGAAGCCGGUUGUGAUGUCAAUACCCAAACUCAGAAAAAGAUGACCUGCCUUCAUUACGCUGCACUGAAUGGCUAUGAAGAUAUGGCCAGGAUCCUCCUUGAUGCAGGAAUCCACACAGAUGCACUGAAUUACCAAAACGCAUCAGCUAUGCACAUCGCGGUGCUACAGAACCAUCCAGCCAUUGUUAAGCUCCUGAUUGAUGCUGAAUGUGAUCUGGAUAUCCUUGAUAAUAGGCAGCAGAGCCCACUGCAUAUAGCUGCAGAGAAUGGGAGACAGGACAUUGCUGAGAUGAUUCUUAUCGCUGGAGUGAACUUAAAACUAACAGACAAGCAAGGUAAAACAUCCCUAGAUAUUGCUGCCCGUGGGAACCACAUCAACUUGGCUGACAUGAUCAUCAAAGCGGAUAGGUUUUAUAAAUGGGAAAAGGAUAAUCUGAACAGCGACUCUGACUCCUGGGUAGCCAAGCACGUAACCUUCAAGCAGGACCACCGGAUGGAGACGCAGCACAUCCGCUCCGUCAUGUGGAGGCUCGCAACCAAAUACCUCAAACCCAGCGAGUGGAAGAAGCUGGCACAUCACUGGAAGUUCACAGAGGCUCAUAUCAGAGCAAUUGAACACCAGUGGACAGGCAGCAAAAGCUACACAGAACACGGACAUAGGAUGUUGCUAAUUUGGCUUCAUGGCAUAAUUAUGGCCGGGGAAAACCCAAUCAAAGGACUGUACGAAGGCCUCGUGGGCAUCGGGAGGAGAGAUUUGGCAGAAAGCAUCAGGAAACAAGCAAAUGCAGACUCUACUUCGCCGAGGAAAUGUACUGCAAUGUGACACCAGCAAGAGCCCAGGAAGGCCCCUGCCUUUUGCUGCUUCAGAAGUUUCACUCCAGAGCUGCAUCAAGCAAAACGGAGUAUUUUUGAACUAUUGGCCAAAAGGUACCCAUAACCUGUCUCCAAGGGCUUAUUGCCAUAACCAAUGGCAACCUUUUCUACUCAAGAUCAGGUAAAAAUGCAAGUUUUACGUCAGCAGAUUCUACUCACAGCGUUCUUGUAGAAAAGGGAAGGCUUGAUUCAGUACUUUCUCAAAACGUGGGAGACUGGGAUGUGAAAUAUACAUCUCCAGGUCUGAGACAAAGGCUGCAAUCUUAAGGUUACUUACACGGAAGCCCCAUUAAAUACAAAUUACUCAUGAGUAAAUGUUGUUAGCGUAUAAAAGGGCAAGUGUUUUUUAUACUGGAAAAUCUCACUGUGAAGUAAAGACUCUACUUGUCCUUCUAGGACAGCCACAACUGCAGCAAACAGUUGUGAUUAAGUUUCACUAGAGAAUAACUUCAUCUCCUGUUUCACCACUGGGGGCUGGUUUGAGAGAGACGCUAGUACCCUCUCUUGCUAGUCAGGUCCUAGUGGUCCAUGUUUAUUUUUCAGCGUAAACCAAUUUGACCCUUUGCAUGCAAGUAUAAUUUUUUUACAGUAAUUUUACAAUAAUUGUAUGCAUUCUUAGCCAGCCCACCCCUCACCUCCCUGACUGUCUAAGGUUUUGUUCCCAUGAUUCCUUCUCCCACUGCCCAAGCCUAAACAGAGAAAAAGAAGACCAAACACCUGGUCAAGCCAAGAUUAGGCAUUUUUACGUUCCACUGACUUUAGAGAGACAGAAUCAGAUCUGUGCUUGAAGUUGGUUGGAUUUUGGCCUAGGACAACUGUCAGAAACCUUUUCCCUUCUUGAGGUCCAUUUGGACAUAAGAACGUAAGAGCCUGGCUGCUGGAUCAGGCCAGUGGCCUACCUAGUCCAGCAUCCUGUUCUCACAGUAGCCAACCAGAUGCCCAUUAUGGGAAGACCACAAGUUGGAUGUGAGCGCAACAGCACUCUCCCCUCCUGUGGUUUCCAGCAACUGGUAUUCAGGAACACCCUGCCUGUGACUGCAGAAGCAAAACAUGGCCAUCAUGGCUCGUAGCAGUCUUUUGCGGGCUACAUGUCAGAGGUAAAGAGUGGGCAGAGAAAUGGAUGUGACUCUUACCUUUUUACAGUAGGCUGCAUUCCACAUGCACCUCUCCAUCCAGGUAAGCAAGAGUGUUCAAGGACAGAUUCCAACUAGCCAAAAGCAUUUAGGGAGGGUCGGGGGCAGAGCCAGCGCCUGGGGAAAGAGGCCCAAGGACUGGAUAGAAAAACCUGGAGAGUCACAUGUGGCCCCUGGGCCUAAGAGUUCUCCAUCCACUGGCCCUAGCUUGUUGACAGUUUUCUAUCAGCUAGAUUUUUGUUGACCACAGCAAUGAUAUGCUCACUCCCUUCAUUAAAGCAGAAACCAGUGCCCAGGAAGCCGGCUUCUACCAUGUCAGACCCAACUAGCUCAGGAGAGUCUACACUGAUUGACAGCUGCUCUCCAGGGUCUCAGGCAGAGAUCUCUCCCCUCCCCCUGAGAUGCUGAGUAUUGAACCUAGGACCUUCUAGAUGAAAGGGAAAUACUCUUUAACACUGAGCUACAGCCCUUUUGCAGUAGAAAGGGGCAUCUUGCAGGGCUUGGUUGUAUCUGAGAAAAUGUGAAGUUGCAACAACAGAAGUUGCAAUAAUACCAACAAAUCUCCCAGUUGCACAUCCACUCCAUGUUUUCAACCAUCAGAAUGCCCUUCAGCAGUGUAUUUUGUGUAAUGUUUGAAGCAGCUCUCCUCUGUACUCAGGUGUGGCACAAGACCACAGUGCCUGGUAAACGCUGGUCAGCUGCUGUGCUGGGUUCAGGCUGUAGCUUCAAACUUUCAGAAGGAUACCCAAACCUGAUUGGC